Molecule: messenger RNA, 824 nt
Organism: Larimichthys crocea (large yellow croaker)
Lineage: Eukaryota; Metazoa; Chordata; Actinopteri; Sciaenidae
Product: high affinity immunoglobulin epsilon receptor subunit beta-like
Exons: 7
Coding region: 45-668 (207 amino acids)
Cellular component (GO): membrane
Source: RefSeq, a predicted model, not a curated record
ACCAGACUGUAGAAACAACAGCAUCGAAUCAUCACAGGAACAUCAUGUGUCACCCACUCUGCAAAUGCCUGUGUGCUCUUUUCUGCUGUCCGUGCUGCUCGCACCCGGGGCUGACGCAGACUAGCCUCACUGUAGCUUUUGGGACUAUACAAAUCAUGAUAGGUCUGUUCAACAUUGGACUUGGGCUGGGACGAACAAGCACAUACCCUGGGGAUUUCGCCAGUUUGGGCGCUGCUUACUGGCUGGGUGGUGUGUUCAUCGUAACUGGAAUCAUGUCCAUUUUGGCCGGACAGUGUCCUUCACUCUGCUUGGUGGGCUUCACUGUGUUCAUGAACAUUGCUGGAGCUAUCUUUGCCAUUACUGCCAUUGUGCUGUAUGCCAUAGACCUGGCAAAUGCCUCGCUCCUCUGGAUGUGUGACGGCAGCUGGAACAAUGCUGAUUAUUAUGCCGACAACUGCAGGAAUGUGGCGCUCUUUGCCCAGAAUUUGUUGACAUCCAUGGACGCAUUGCUGAUCGCCCUGGCUGUAGUUCAACUCUUUGUCAGCAUUAGAUAUGCCAUUCUGGGCAUCGGGGCUUUGUGCAGUAAGAUGAAAAAAGAAGAGGAUGACGCAGAUGUAGAAGUUCAGCAGCAGUUGAAGGAAGUCCUCCCGACCAGUCCUGGUGCUUAACAUCAUUUUAAAUUAAACACAUGGAUGCAUGGCGAUGAAUCAGCUGCACAUGAUUGUAAUACUAACUUUUAUAUACAGUACACUUGAAAGUAAUCAAAACUGAUUUGUAUCACAGGCACUGCCACAUUUUUGCCAAUCAGUGUGUGAGUUGUUUUU